This is a messenger RNA of Phytophthora nicotianae INRA-310, 4081 nucleotides long. RefSeq lists its product as hypothetical. Gene Ontology annotation, biological process: organelle organization. Gene Ontology annotation, cellular component: cytoplasm. NCBI's taxonomy places the organism in Eukaryota, Oomycota, Peronosporomycetes, Peronosporales, Peronosporaceae. Gene Ontology annotation, molecular function: protein binding; calcium ion binding. Bases 58 to 4026 code for a protein of 1322 amino acids. The transcript has 9 exons. The record is from RefSeq and is a predicted model, not a curated record.
CUGCAUUGAAGUGAAGAGACGGCAACGGUUUCCGCACUCGCGAAGAUCCCACCGCCAAUGGAGCCGAAGUCCGGCAAGCUGCACAAGCUCGGAUUGGGCUUCUUUGGGCCCAAAUGGACCGAGAAGUGGGUACAUCUGGAUGGCACGUUGCUCAAGUGCUUCCCCAUGGCCGUGGAGCAACAGAUAUUCUCGCUUGGCAGCUCGCGUCGGAAUAGCUCCUAUGAGCUCAUGGACUACAAGUUUGCGGUGGCCGACGAGAAAAAAGUGAACCGCAAGUUUGCCUUCCAACUAGAGGCCAAAACGAAGUCGUCAAAGUCAGUGACGUUUGCGUGCUCGUCCGAGAAGGAGCUGGCGGAGUGGAGGUUCGCACUUACGUCGCGAUUAUGCCUUCCCGCUGAUGCUCCUGUUUCUCCGGUAAUCACCGAGAAGAUUCGUCGUGCUGCUGAAGCCUUCUCAGAGAUUGAUCCACGGAACACAGGGAAAAUCGAUUCUGGAAGACUGCGUGGAUUGCUUCAAACUAUAGGCUGGGAGUGGAAGGACUCGGAGAUAUCGUUGAUGCGCCAACAACUUGACCUUGGUCGCCAUGGAGUCAUUACUCGAACAAGGUUAUUGACUUGGCUUCAGAGCUACUAUUGUGCACAAGAAGUAAUGGCUCGGGUGACAUCGGAGCGAGCGAAUAAUCAGAUUGCAGUAGAAGUUAUCAAGCCUCCAGAGCAGCCGGAGAAAAUCUCGUCGGGAAGCUCAAAUACGCGUGUCUCGGCAUCAAAAAGCUUACUUUGCCAAGGAAAAGCUGAUUGGAACCAAAGAUAUAACGCCCUCCGAGCUCCGGAUCCUUCAAACGAUUUGUUAACUACCGGAUCAGAAGUAUCAGGAAUUCUAGCAGAGUUUCGACAAGCAGCCGAGAUACUAGUGAGUGAAAUCGUGGCUGAGAUGGCACUAGAGGAUAUGGAAAAGACUUUGCGGCCUCAAAAUUUUGAUGGAGACGAGUUUUUUGCGACGGAUGAUGUUCAGCAGUAUAGCGCGCUGCUUCCUGUGAUGCAGAAGUUCCAUCGUGAUGGACUCCUGGUUUACUUGUGCUCUAACAGUUCAUCAAGUGGUGGAGCCCAUGAAAAGAAGCAAAACGCAGCGUCAGUGGCCAUUUUCCACAGACUGGUCGGCCACCAAGUUCGUGCUGCGAGGGUACUACAUGAGGCAAUCGAGGAAUUCAACAACGAUACCCAGUCAAGCUGGCAGGCCAUUACACUACAGAUUCCGCUUCAGUGCAUUGUAGAUCAUCUCGGUUUCCGAGCAUUCGUUAUUGCGUCUACAGACCCAGUGGUGAAAAGUACACGACGGAAAUUGAACAGCCAAGCGAAGAAGAAUCACGUCAAGCGACUGUACGACCAGUUAAAACUUGUAUUCGACAAUCUUGGACUUCUCACUGAUAGCCUUCACACUGAAGGUGACGACCAAAAUGUUUCGUCUUCCAACGUUAAUGUUCCAGCCUUCUUUCCUGUCAGUGCUGGGUUUACUGUCGAGACACGAGAUGGCGCUACAGUAUUCAAGUUGCAGAAUCUUGCCGAUCUUAUCCCUGCCGAUGUAUCAAGCGAUGAUCCUGGAGCAAUUGCUCACGAAGUUUUACUGUACAAAAUGCGCCCUGAAUUCGUUCGGAUGCAUGGGAACAGCUUGCCGCUUCAUUCUAAUACCCACACAAUCAUCGAACAGGAAUCCUCUGCGAAACAACCGGCCUCAAAUAAGUCUCAGCUAGAGACACAAUUGCUUCAGCAAUCCGCUAUAAGUGCGCAAGAAUGCUUGCAAACUGUCAUCAUUCCAGAAUUUGUUGCAGAUUUGGAAAACGGAGCAGUUCAAGUGAUUGACAGUCAGUCGUUGACUCGGGCGUUGCACGGAGCUGGCAUCAAUGUUCGCUAUCUAGCUUGUUGCUACGAGCUGGCAUCCCUCAAACACAUCCGUCGGGCCUUGCUUGCAGAGAUGGUAGCUCGCGCUUGCAAGGUCGAAUUCAGAGCGUCACUGCGAACGAUUCUUCCAGAAGCUACAGCUACGAUAUUAAGACAGGCUAAAACACCCGAGACCUGCGGCUCUAAUGAUGACUAUGAGGACAACAGCGACAUUAAUCAUGCCACAGCUCGAGCACUUGCAAAGUUGGCUCUCCAAGAACAAGCUUCACAAGUAACGAUGGAGUUUUUCAACCUUGUGCUCGGUACUUCGUCUCCAGAUUCGAAAACAUUUUGGGAAGAGAGGAUUCUGCCGCAGGUUUAUGCCAAAUUCGGCAUUGCACGCGAAGCACUUAGCCUGGACGCUAUCGUCAGCGAGGACUUACUUCACAUGCCACAGUUGUUCCACGCGCUUCAAGUCCAGACUGGUGUGUGCUUCAGCGACCACAUGAAUUACAGUUUUAAAGGCGCAAAACCUCUUACUCUCCAGCACAUUCAAUGCAUAAGUCCCUGUACGACACUGUUGGCUCGAACAACGGUUGCAUGUGAAAGAGUUUUGCAAAACGCCGACGCUUUCCUCGCCGAGAGAGAACUGAGCAGUGCACUCUCAAGCAUCAUGUUCCAUAUCUCCAUACUGGAAACCGCUCCAAGUGACGAACGCAACUUGUCGCUGUGUCAUUUGCUCACUUGCGCUGCCAAUAUGUCACUGGCGAUGAACUUGCCCGAUCAAGCAAAGAAGUUAGCAACCUUAGCGAUUGAGGAAUCUCCGAAUAAUCACGCUGAGCAGACACGAGCGUACACGAUUCUCAUGAAAUUUAAGCAUGCCUCUGGUGACCUGGCUGGUGCUCAAGAGUGUUUUGCAAAGGCGUUGGAGCCCAUUCAGUGGCACCUCGGACCCGUUCAUCCUUUGCUUUGCGAUACGUACAUGAUUAUGACCGAAAUCCUCGGCGAUCUGGGUGAACCGGAGCAAGCAGUGGAAAUCCUGCAGAGUUGCGUGGCACUUGUGCGCGAUUGCUUUGGUAAGACUAGUCUUCUUUACGCUGAUAUCAGACGGCAGCAAGGAAUGCUGAUGUUGGCAGCAAACCCCAUCGAUGGCGAGGCGAUAAUUGGGGUGUUGGAAGACGCGUUCUCCGUGUACGAGAAGCAUUUCCAGGAUCCCGUGGAGGACGUGCCAAUGUACAAAGAGUUUGCUGCGGAAUGCUGUUAUCUGCUUGCAAAUCUACGAACACAAGUAAGUGGGAGUCAAGCUGCCCAAGCGGCUUACGGAACUGCUCUCACAGGCCUCGCUCUUCGAAAAGAAGUGCUGCCACAGAACCAUGAGGAAAUAAUGAAGUCAUACCUGCAACUUGGAAGCUUAUCACGAGAAUUAGGAGAACACUUUCGGGCAGUGGAUUACCUUAAGCCAGCACUUUCCAUUCUCAAGACAAUCCACGACGAUGAACACAUCGACCAGAUUCGCAGCGUCACCCAAACUAUGCUUCAGUUGCAUCUCCAGACGCUAUCGCUGGAAAAGCGCAACAUCCUCGAUAAAACAGCAACUCGCUUCACCCAGCAAUGCUCACGUUUUGCGUUACUAUCUGCAAAAAUGCUGCCAGAGAACUCAGCUAUCACUGGAUCAGACGAUGACGUUAGUGAAGAGUCAUCGCUACUAUUAUGCGUCAUGAAGAAGCUCUUCCAGCUCGAUCCGAUCGAGUACGCCGACCAACUCAUAGAGAAGACGGAUCUCGAGUUCCAAGACUAUCGCAAGCAGUACAACCUCAACUUCGCCGGUACGGUACGUCGCAGUAACGCUGACGCGCCAUCGCCAACGCGCUCAAUGCUUCGUUCAUCAAGCGGUCGAUUCGCUUCCUUCUCUGGCGCCGGGACUUUCUCGCCUCCAGGUUCCCCUCGUGCUCCUCUGUCUCCAAUGCGUCACCCCACACUCUUCCCAACUUCUCCUCGCGGUCGCACGUCCUUCAACCAACUGGACUGCAACUUCCUCAAGACCAGCACUGGAGACUUCACAUUCGGCGCACAACUAGCCGCCGUGCUCUUCCUCAUCGAUCAUCCUGCCGCCAACAGUACUCCAUCCGAGCCUGUAGACACCAAAGUGUAGCCAUGCUUACUUCAACAUGUCACUAAUCAGAAUAAUGACAUAAAAUCACAAUUAC